Molecule: messenger RNA, 2117 nt
Organism: Pseudophryne corroboree (corroboree frog)
Lineage: Eukaryota; Metazoa; Chordata; Amphibia; Anura; Myobatrachidae
Gene: FOXA2
Product: forkhead box A2
Exons: 3
Coding region: 377-1687 (436 amino acids)
Biological process (GO): cell differentiation; anatomical structure morphogenesis; regulation of transcription by RNA polymerase II
Molecular function (GO): DNA-binding transcription factor activity, RNA polymerase II-specific; RNA polymerase II cis-regulatory region sequence-specific DNA binding; transcription factor binding
Source: RefSeq, a predicted model, not a curated record
CAAAGCCAGCAAUGGAGACGGAGGCUACACGGAUGGAUCCCAAACUAUAUAUAUUUUUUUUAAUGCAUUUAUCUUUUAAUUACUUUUUAUAUUUCUUGGACAUUUCCUUUUUUGACGUCGGAGCUGAUGGAUAACAAUUAUACUAUUAUGUCACCUUUCCCUAUCUGGCGUCUGCCUUGGGUUCUUUACGCCAUGGGAAACGUUUUCCACAGAUUUCAUUUAUUUUAUAUUUUCCCUGAAGUAACUAAUGAAGGUGAAACUUUACCUGGCAAAACUCCGCACAGAUAAAAGGCUGGCAAAGCUGCAAUGGAAUGUUUCUGGCAUUGCUGAGAGAUAAUAAGUCAUCUAUUAACAUUUUCCCAUCUAACGAUCAAGUAUGCUAGGAGCUGUGAAAAUGGAAGGACACGAACACUCAGACUGGAGCAGCUACUACACAGAACCAGAGGCUUACUCCUCAGUAAGUAACAUGAAUGCUGGAUUAGGAAUGAACUCUAUGAACACAUACAUGAGUAUGUCCGCAAUGAGCACCACAGCGAACAUGACCGCAAGUUCCAUGAACAUGUCCUAUGUGAACACUGGAAUGAGCCCGUCGCUGACCGGCAUGUCUCCUGGCACUGGCGCUAUGGCUGGCAUGGGUUCAGGUGUGGCAGGUAUGGCUACCCACCUGAGCCCCAGCAUGAGCCCCAUGAGCGCCCAGGCAACGUCCAUGAAUGCCCUGGCACCAUACACCAACAUCAACUCAAUGAGUCCUAUGUAUGGACAGUCCAAUAUUAACAGAUCCAGGGACCCUAAAACUUACCGGAGGAGUUACACCCAUGCCAAGCCGCCCUACUCUUACAUCUCGCUCAUUACCAUGGCAAUUCAACAGUCUCCCAACAAAAUGCUGACCCUAAGUGAGAUCUACCAGUGGAUCAUGGACCUCUUUCCCUUCUACAGGCAGAAUCAGCAGCGCUGGCAGAACUCCAUCCGCCACUCCUUGUCAUUCAAUGACUGUUUCCUCAAAGUGCCAAGGUCUCCAGACAAACCAGGCAAGGGCUCCUUUUGGACUCUCCAUCCUGACUCAGGGAACAUGUUCGAGAACGGCUGCUACCUGAGGCGCCAGAAGCGCUUUAAGUGCGACAAGAAACACAACCCUAGGGACAGUGGGGGUAAGAAACUCUCUGAAGGGGGAUCUAGUGUGGGGUCUGCUGCCACCAACAGCAGCUCGGAAAGUUCUGGGGGCAACGAGUCCCCCCAUUCCAGUUCAUCUCCAUGCCAAGAGCAGAAGAGGGCCCUUGUAGACAUGAAAACAAACCAAGGCUUGAGCCCAGAUCAUACAACAUCUCCAGUUUCCCAAACUCAGCACCUCCUCUCACAACACCAUUCAGUGUUGUCCCAUGACGCCCAGUCCCACCUCAAACCAGAACACCACUAUUCCUUCAACCACCCUUUUUCCAUAAACAACCUAAUGUCCUCUGAGCAACAAAACCACCACCACCACCAUCAUCAUCACAGCCACCACCACCAUAAAAUGGACUUAAAAGCCUACGAACAGGUGAUGCAUUAUUCUGGCUAUGGCUCCCCCAUGGCAGGCAGUUUAGCUAUGAGCACGGUAACGAACAAAACUGGCUUAGAGUCCUCCCCAAUUUCAGGCGACACCUCAUACUAUCAAGGUGUGUAUUCCAGACCAAUAAUGAACUCUUCCUAAUUCUAUACAGCAUAAUGGACUUGCUCACAGUGACUGUAUAAAUAUAUGUAAAAACUAUAGUAUGUGUUUUAGUGUCCGCUCUUGAGGUGUACAGUUUGUUUUUUUCUCUUUUAGCUGUCAGAUUUGUUUAUCUAUGUUUGAAUAUGUUUUUGUGUUACAUCUUAUUGCAGGGAGUAUAUAUAUUUUUUUUGUGAAAGUGAUGGAUCCUUAUUAUAACUCUGUUUGAAACUAGUUUCUGCAAAGGACCAAAAGUGUGUAAUAUUCAUGAUGUGAAAAGAAGCAAAAAUAAUUGUGUAACUGACAAAAAAAGUUUUUUUUGUUUUUAUUUUUAAGUAAAAUGCUUGAAAAAGGCUUAAUUUAUGGUUUCUGUAUACUUUAUUUAUGACUAUGUAUUCUGGCCUGUCACAGCCAGAUCUUAACAAUCUCUAUU